UGAUUCAGUCGUCAAGGAACAGCUCCUCGCCAAUAUCCUCCCCUCGUUGCUUACCCAUCUUAAUCAUCUUCACCCUCUUCGCUCUUCUCUUCCUCCUCAACCUCGAUAACUUUAUCGCUCGCACUCGAGCCAUCGCUCGUCAGACCUACAAUGAACAAACUCGACUCUUCAUGAACGCUGAGGGAGGAACCCUAAACCAAGAGUUCGAAAUCACAUGGGGUGAAUCCCGAGCCAAGAUCCACAACAAUGGUGGUCUCCUCACCCUUUCCAUGGACAAGGCCUCCGGCUCCGGUUUUCGCUCUCGCAACGAAUAUUUGUUUGGCAAGAUCGAAAUGCAGGUGAAACUGGUGAGUGGCAACUCGGCUGGAACCGUGACGACAUACUAUAUGUCAUCUGAGGACGGGCUAAUCCACGAUGAGAUAGAUUUUGAGUUCUUAGGUAACGAAACCGGAGAUCCCUACACUCUCCACACAAACGUGUAUUCCCGUGGAAAAGGUGAUAGAGAGCAACAAUUCUUCCUAUGGUUCGAUCCAACAACCGAUUUUCAUACCUACUCCAUUUUAUGGAACCCUUUUAGGAUUGUCUUUUCAGUUGAUGGCACGCCAAUUAGAGAGUUCAAGAACAUGGAGAAGCUAGGGGUACCAUUUCCAACCAAGUUACCCAUGAGGGUAUACUCUAGCAUAUGGAACGGAGAAGAUUGGGCCACAAAGGGAGGUAGGGUUAAAACCGAUUGGAACAAAGCACCUUUCACGGCUUCGUAUAGAAAUUAUAAGGCCAAGGCAUGUAUAUGGAAGUCGGGUUCGUCCUCGUGCGAUUCCAAGAGUCUACGUCCUUCAAACUCGUCGAACAAUGAUUGGCGACGCGAAACGUUGAAUGCUACUGGUUUAGAGAGAAUGAAAUGGGUGCGAGAUAAAUACAUGGUUUAUGAUUAUUGUAACGAUAAAAUGAGGUUUCCCCAAGGUCUUCCUCCCGAAUGUACGGUGGUCAGGGAAACCUUGCGAUUAUCGGCGUUCUGA
Messenger RNA from Impatiens glandulifera, 1016 nucleotides. Its product is annotated as xyloglucan endotransglucosylase protein 7-like. The record is from RefSeq and is a predicted model, not a curated record. Gene Ontology annotation, cellular component: apoplast; cell wall. The transcript has 3 exons. Gene Ontology annotation, biological process: xyloglucan metabolic process; cell wall biogenesis. Lineage: Eukaryota; Viridiplantae; Streptophyta; Magnoliopsida; Ericales; Balsaminaceae. Gene Ontology annotation, molecular function: hydrolase activity, hydrolyzing O-glycosyl compounds; xyloglucan:xyloglucosyl transferase activity. Bases 171 to 1016 code for a protein of 281 amino acids.